AUGCGCGGUCACAUCGCCAUUUCGCAGAUCGUCAACAUGGUGGAGAGCGCGACUUCGGACGGCAAGCAAGCGACGGCGCCAGCUCAAGGCACGGCGCCCCCCGGGAGCGCGCCACCUCAGACACAGCAGCGCACCGGCGGCGCCCCUGCGAGCACCGCACCAACAGGCGCCGGCAGCGGCCAGGCGGGUAACUCAGCGUCCCGAGACACUUCAACGGGCAGCACCAAGACGGACGUGACCAAGCGCAUCUCCUUCUCCAGCGCCACCGGCAAGACCUCCGACGCGGACAUGCGCGAGGCCGAUGGCAACGCCUCGACUGACGCUGCAACCCAGGAAACUGGUGACGCGAACUCAGAGUCCAAGGCUCCAGACGCAGGCGGCGUGGCUCCGGACGUGGGCAUGGAGGGCGCCCCUGAGUUCAAGUUACCACGACACGCGACGCUAGAGGACGUCAGGGGACUCAUCUUCGCAGGCAUGCUUCGGCAGGAGGUGACCAACGCGUAUCUCGUGGGGUCCCAGGGAUCGUGA
Molecule: messenger RNA, 528 nt
Organism: Phytophthora sojae
Lineage: Eukaryota; Oomycota; Peronosporomycetes; Peronosporales; Peronosporaceae
Exons: 2
Coding region: 1-528 (175 amino acids)
Source: RefSeq, a predicted model, not a curated record